AUGACGCCCAGUCCAAGUCCAAGUCCCAGGCACUCUAGUGUACGACCAUCUCACUUGCCGCUUCAAAAUAUUAGUUCCAGACCACUGGAACCCAAUACAGUUCAUCGGUUAGCGCCAAAUAGAAGUAUGUUACAUUCCAGACAAGCCAGCAAUAAUAGCAAUCAGCAGUCAUCUUUGGAUGACUCCGGGGUGGUAGACGAUCAUGACGGCGACGAUGUCACGUCCGCUGAGGAACAUGAUAAGCGCGAGUUACGGGAACAUCGUGUCGAGAAGUCACAGGAGAAAUCCCCAAGGGAACACAGUAGAAUCCAAUCGAUCCAGCAAAUGCGCCCAGAUUGUCCACCGGCGCCGGUCACAGUAUCGGUGAGGACCGGCAAUCGAGAGAUUCGAGUACUCAAAUGUAACGGGGUAAAAACCAAGAAACAUAUGUAUGCGCUGCCGCCAGAGUAUCUGUCGCAUAUUGUAGUUUUAGACGAUCUUCCAGAUAGAAAUUGCGAUAAGUGUAUUCAAUGCUGCGUUGAUUACGAAGGAUGGCUAAGAUUUCAGAAUUGUCUAUAUAAGGGUUGGGUAAUAACUAGUUAA
Cyphomyrmex costatus is the source of this 582-nucleotide messenger RNA. Its product is annotated as sodium channel protein 60E-like. Bases 1 to 582 code for a protein of 193 amino acids. NCBI's taxonomy places the organism in Eukaryota, Metazoa, Arthropoda, Insecta, Hymenoptera, Formicidae. The record is from RefSeq and is a predicted model, not a curated record. The transcript is spliced from 3 exons.